CAGCGCCCGGCUGUCUCCGUGCGCUCCGCGAGCCACCGGACACCCACUCACACACACACACCUCGUCCCGUGCGGCUGAUCCUCCUCGCGGCCCGGUCCUGCCGUCCCCUGGGAUACCGACACAUUUACCGCCCGCGGCAAUGGUGAUUGACAGAUGAUCUGACAGAGGAAGACAUCAGAGUCCGUCUCCGUGCCGGUUAUUAUGGGGUGUGCCUGUUGCAAGCAGAAGAAGACCAACAAAGCAGCAGCAGCAGCGGCGGCCGCAGCAGCGACAGAGGGUGCAGAUCUGUCUCCCGGCAGCGUCGAUGGGGGCUCCAGCGCUCCGUCCCGCUACUGCCCCGACCCCACCCAGACCAUCCCCGACUUCAACAAGGGCUUCUCGUCCAGCACCCUGUUCCCCAACACCAGCACACAGCAGCGGCCCGGCAUCACAAGCGGCGGAGUCACUCUCUUCAUAGCUCUGUACGACUAUGAUGCUCGCACCGAAGAUGACCUCACAUUCCAGAAGGGAGAGAAAUUUCAUAUCAUCAACAAUACAGAGGGUGACUGGUGGGAGGCUCGGUCUCUGGACACUGGCAAAUCAGGCUACAUCCCAUCCAACUACGUAGCCCCUGUAGACUCCAUACAGGCCGAGGAGUGGUAUUUUGGGAAGAUGGGGAGGAAGGAUGCGGAGAGACAGCUGCUGGGCCAAGGCAACCAGCGAGGAACUUUCCUCAUACGAGAGAGCGAGACCACCAAGGGUGCUUAUUCUCUGUCGAUCCGUGACUGGGACGAGAACAAGGGAGACCACGUCAAGCACUAUAAGAUCCGCAAGCUGGACAACGGUGGCUACUACAUCACCACGCGAUCGCAGUUUGACACUGUGCAGCAGCUGGUGGAGCACUACACAGAGAGGGCGGCGGGGCUGUGCUGCCGUUUGAUUGGCAGCUGUAGGCGGGGCAUGCCUAAGCUGGCCGACUUAUCGGUGAAGACUAAGGAUGUGUGGGAAAUUCCUCGUGAAUCCCUCCAGCUGAUUAAAAAACUUGGCAACGGCCAGUUUGGAGAAGUCUGGAUGGGCAUGUGGAACGGCACCACCAAGGUAGCAGUGAAGACUCUGAAGCCAGGCACUAUGUCCCCCGAGGCCUUCCUGGAGGAGGCUCAGAUCAUGAAGAGACUCCGCCACGACAAGCUGGUGCAGCUCUACGCCGUCGUGUCUGAGGAGCCCAUCUACAUCAUCACCGAGUUCAUGAGCCAAGGGAGUUUGCUGGACUUCUUAAAAGACGGGGAGGGCCAGAGUCUGAAGCUGCCUCAGCUGGUGGACAUGGCUGCACAGAUUGCAGCAGGAAUGGCCUACAUUGAAAGGAUGAACUACAUCCAUCGUGACUUGCGAGCAGCUAACAUCCUCGUCGGCGACAAUCUGGUGUGCAAGAUCGCCGACUUUGGCCUGGCGAGGCUCAUCGAAGACAACGAGUACACAGCCAGGCAAGGGGCUAAAUUCCCCAUCAAGUGGACGGCUCCAGAGGCGGCACUGUAUGGACGCUUCACCAUUAAGUCAGAUGUCUGGAGCUUUGGCAUCCUACUCACCGAACUUAUCACCAAGGGACGUGUGCCGUACCCAGGCAUGAACAACCGUGAGGUGCUGGAGCAGGUGGAGAGGGGCUACCGGAUGCCCUGCGCCCAGGGCUGCCCCGCCUCACUCCAUGAACUGAUGCUGCAGUGCUGGAGGCGGGAGGCCGAUGAGAGGCACACCUUCGAGUACCUGCAGUCCUUCCUGGAGGACUACUUCACCGCCACGGAGCCCCAGUACCAGCCGGGAGAAAACCUGUGACCGCACGCCCAUGGAGAAAUAAAGGGACCGCCAUACAGAGAGAGAGAGAGAGAGAUAGAAACAAUCCACCAACACAUGCGCUGACAGACACAUGAAAAUGCACAUGUAAAUGCUUUCAUCUGUGUGUGCACACCUAAACACAGAUGAACACACACUCAAAUACUCAACCACACACACACACACACACACACAUAGAGAUACAUAUCAUUAACUUGUUUAGUUGUUUAAAGCCAGUUUCUGUUUGUGGCCAUCGUUCACUGCAACCAAUCCAGGACAGACUAAUCAAGCAUAACGAAGAGUCUUAGCUCUACUGGUCAAGCCUUCUCCUGUUGUUGCUUCACUCUGUAACCAUGACAACAAUGAACUAAAAGGAGAUGUAGAUUGGGGGAGGGGUUCCAGGUGUCAGUCCCAAGAGAGCUUUAUAGUAUAUGUGUUCAGGUCCUUUGAUUUCUCUGCCUAAGUAUGGUGUUUUAGUCCGCCAACCAUUUCCCCGAGCGAAAUAGCCUGAUACAGGAAACAUUUUGUUCUGACAAACAGGGAGAGCAAGACGGACUGAUGGAAUUGCAUUUGCAAUUUUGAUACCUUGCUAGACAAAUUCCUCUUUUUUUCUUCUUUAAUGUGGUAAAUGGUUGGACUGAUAACCUUAAAACUUGUCCGUAAAGCUGUUACAACAAACACAGGACAACAAGUCAUUCCAAGGUGGAGAAAUUGAAGGAAAUGCAGAACUCCCAAGCAGAUCCUGUACUGACUCAUUUGUAAAAUGAUGUUACCUUCUUACUGAACUGAGGUCGGCUUUGGUGUCUUAUUGCUCUUUCAGUGUUUUGAUGAAAAGGCCGUUGAUCUGAUCCAUGCUCGUCUCCUGAUAUGGGUGUUGGUUUGGAGGAAACUUAGAUAGGAACUGAAUUAAAACCAGUUGCCAAUGUGUGCCUAAGUGUGCUGUACAAUGCCAAAUUAAGAGCCUUUUUUAGAUUUAAGAACCUUUUUUUUUUUUUUACCAUGUUACCAAAUUUGGAGGGAGUUAAGGAUUGCUCUGUGUUGUUUGUCUGAUAUUUUGUAUGGCAAUUUUGUAUGAACUGUCUCUUUUUUUUGUUUUAAUUUAACUCAAAUAUAUCUCUGCAACCCAAAGAAUUAUAUAUAUCUGAAUCUUAGCUAAUAUGUAGUCUAUACAAUUUUCAUCUGCUGGGAGGGCAGGGUGAAGAGUUACACAUUAAAGAGGAAAGAUGAAUACUGAUGGACUUCAGAAGGAUAGUCUUUUUGUUCUAAGUUUUUAACAAGAUUAUAACCUUUAUGUUGAGAUUCUCCUGCAAUGUAAUUGUAAUAAAGAUCAAUAUCUUUUCAGGUUGAUGUACAGUAUGUCUCUUAUUCUGCUG
Myripristis murdjan (pinecone soldierfish) is the source of this 3177-nucleotide messenger RNA. RefSeq names its product Yes-related kinase (gene yrk). NCBI's taxonomy places the organism in Eukaryota, Metazoa, Chordata, Actinopteri, Holocentriformes, Holocentridae. The transcript has 13 exons. The record is from RefSeq and is a predicted model, not a curated record. Gene Ontology annotation, molecular function: ATP binding; protein tyrosine kinase activity; protein binding. The coding region runs from base 203 to 1807 and encodes 534 amino acids. Gene Ontology annotation, biological process: protein phosphorylation.